Messenger RNA from Heterobilharzia americana, 840 nucleotides. Lineage: Eukaryota; Metazoa; Platyhelminthes; Trematoda; Strigeidida; Schistosomatidae. The record is from the annotation of a GenBank genome assembly.
AUGUUUUGUAAGAAAUAUUCAACCAGUUUCCGUCGGUCCAUGUUUAUUUUUUCCUUUCUCCUCUUAUUUAUUGAUCAUAUUCACUGCGAAGCUGUUUGGGCAGUUAACUGUGGUGGUCCUAAACAUACUGACUCCUAUGGUAUUGAGUACAAAGCUGAUUUCUUAGACAAGGGCACUGCAUCAGACUAUGGUCGUUCUUUUACAAUUGGUCGCGUCCCUCCUGAAGACCAUAUAAUUUACCAAACUGAACGUUACCAUGAUGAAGACUUUUCGUAUCCUAUUCCAGUAACCUCCGAUGGAGACUAUGUUCUUACGUUAAAAUUUUCAGAGGUCUGGUUCACAGAUCGCUCUCAAAAGGUAUUCGACGUUCUUGUUCAAAACUCAAUACCUAUCAUUCAAAAAUUGGAUAUUUUUGAUGAAGUUGGUUUGGCUACUGCGUUUGAUGCUCAUAUACCAUUCAAAAUAAAAGAUGGGGUUAUUCAUAUUGAUGGAACUUCAGCUAGCAUUGAUGAAGAUCAUUUCACUGUGGAUUUUAUCAAAACUCAGUAUGAUAAUCCAAAGAUCAAUGCCAUUAUUGUAACAAAAGGCACAAUGGAAGAUGUUCCCCAGCUACCACCGUUAGAAAAAGAAGAAGUGGUACUACCUCAUAAAUAUCGUAAACUACUUGAACCUCAGGAAGAAGAACAAGACGAAGACCAAGAAUCUCCUCAGCGAAGGCUAUCUAGGUCUCCAAAAGCAAAAGAUCCAUAUGCUUCCACGGACUGGUCUUAUUUGAUUUUGCCAAUUCUAGCAACGAUUGGUGCAUUUUUACCAAUUCUCUUUUGCUUAUGUAAACUCUGA